AUGGCUCGCAAAUGUAGCCUGACGGCAUAUGAGCCAGUUCCAGGUUUUGAUUAUCUGCCCGAGGAUGGCCCGCCGAAGGAAUUGUCACAAGACGAAAUCAAGGAAAUUGCUCUGCAAGCAUUUUUCUAUGACUACACAAACAUGUGCGUGAAUUCUUCUAUAUCUGGAGGCUUUCUUGGUGGUUUGGAGCAGAUCGUUCAGGAUUUAGGGCCGCAGUCACACGUGGCAAACGCAUGCAAGGCUGUUGGUUUCGCCAGCAAUGGAUUAAAGUUGCGUCGAAAGUUUCUGAUCCAAGAGGGUGAAACCUUGUAUCACGAUCUGCUGGGAUAUCUGAGCAGCUCCAUGCAGACCUCGACUGCCAGCAGUCACGAGACAUUGGUUAUUGCCAUACUCUUAGGAAUGUACCAGAUGGUUGUUGCCGAAGAGGCGAAUCCAGGCCAUCAUACUGCCCAUGCUGGCGGGGUCGCUGCGAUUUUGCAGAUCGAUAACAACCCUCUGGAGUUGGUCCAGGCAGUUUUGUCAGGCCACCCCUUAGUUCUCAUUGGCAAGCAGCAGGAGGGUGUUUAUUGUUCUCGAAGCCCAGAGGACAGCGUCGAUCAGCAUUUAUAUAAUCUGCUGAUCAAGUUGAAUCCAAUUUGGAAGCGCACAGAGGCUCUCCUUUUGAGCCCCCCUGGCCCACUUUUCUUCGACGAGGUUAUGGCCCUCAGGUUGGAAGCAAUGUCACUUAACCAAGAUAUCGCCAUUUUGCAGGACAGUCAAAGCGCGGAAUACAGGCCCAGUACAAUGGAUCCAGGACUGCCACCUCGACCUAAUCCCGGAGCAGGUUACCGACAUGGCCGUAUCGAUAUGUACGUCGAUCUCUAUGUCGCAGCCUUAUGGAACUUUUCCCGCAUUGCACGAUGCUUACUUAUCACCCUUAUCAUCAUGCUUUCUGGCGUGCUCGAUGAUGACACUAAUCACGAUCUUUAUCAAAAUGAAGCUUUAAAUCUGGUAGAGGAUAUCAUUGCAUCAAUUCCGUUCCAUUUAUCAGAGGACUUGCAGAUUUUUCUCCGCGAGAGACACGAUAAUACCGAGAUCACCAAUGCUGGCCGGCCGGUCGGUGGUCUGUUGAUCAUGCACUCAAUAUACAUUGCCUCACACCUGGAGAUAUUCCCUAUGGAGGUUCGCGAUUAUCUCAAGACAUGUCUGGUCUGGAUUGGACGACGAAUGGGAAUUGGACAGGCUACUUUAUUGGCACAGGUAUUUUAUAUUCUUCGUCCCCAGUUCCUGGAUACGUCUGUCUGA
Penicillium verhagenii is the source of this 1284-nucleotide messenger RNA. RefSeq lists its product as uncharacterized. The transcript is spliced from 3 exons. Lineage: Eukaryota; Fungi; Ascomycota; Eurotiomycetes; Eurotiales; Aspergillaceae. The record is from RefSeq and is a predicted model, not a curated record. Bases 1 to 1284 code for a protein of 427 amino acids.